AUGUGGAUACUCGAAAACGAAGGCGAAGCCCUCGGCCACCGACGGCUCUGGCUUCGCCCGGGAAAGCGCUAUCUCUUCGGCCGUACUGUCGCCGAACCUGGUCAGUUGGCCAUACAAGGGCCAGGCGCUGAGAGAGUCUCACGGAAGCAUGUGACAAUCACUGUCGACCCAGUUGUAGAGGGCCGUGCCGAGGUCGUGGGAAGUCGUUCCAAGGUCACAGUCGAGGAUCUUGGCUCUAAAGGUGGCACCAAAGUAAACGGCCAUAAGUACCGUAGUGAAACAUGCACUCUAUCUGAAGAUGAAAACACCAUCCAAAUGGGUUCAUUCCCCCCCAUGUUCCGUAUCACUUGGCUGCCAGUUGUCUUCAGCUUUUCUUUUACGAGCAAUCAGCUUCGUGCCAACCCUUUCGCGCGCUUACGCGAGAGUCUUGAACAGCUGGACAUCAAGCUGCUGUCCGAUUAUGAUAUUAGGCUGACAACCCAUGUUGUUUCGAAGAAGCGCAACACGCCAAAGGGGCUACAAGCUCUGAUUAAUAACAAAUAUAUUGUUGACGACGGGUUCAUAGAUGCUAUAGUGGACGUGGCUUCCGCUGCGGCGCCUACUCAUGAAGCCGUUCCCUGCCUGCUCGAGCAAGAUUUUGACGCCAAUUGGCCUGACCCAUUGCACUUCGUUCCACCACCAGGUGAAGAGCCCGUUCCCAGGCAACCAGAAUUGUUCGCACCCAACUCCGCCAGAACUGAACUCUUUGACGGCUAUACAUUCGUUUUUUACGAAAAGAAACAAUAUGAUAGCCUGCUAGCGCCCAUCACAAAUGGAAAGGGAAAAGCCCUUCUAAACGUAGUUGUGGCCGGCGAAACACAGAUCGAUGACUUUGUGCGAUUCGUGAAAAGUGUUGCUGGUGAAAAGGGGUUGGGCGAGUUCGAGGAUGGUAGUGAGGGCAAAGGUGUCGUUGUGGUUAAGUGGAUGCCCAGCUCAGAUGAGAAUGCGGACUGGUUCGCCGAUUUUUACAGAUCUAUCUCUUUGCGCCUAGACCACCGCCUCAUUGACCAAAAGGAUUUCCUCGACGCGAUUUUGAAUGUUGAUGCGAGCAGUUUGCGGCGUCCCCUAGAGUUCGAAUCACCGCCAGCGAGCUCUCAAGUAGAGCAGCCUCCGUCGUCUACACAACAGCAGCCAAUGGAAGUCGAACCACAAGAUACUACUCAACAAUCCAGUGGCCGAGCUUCGAGGAGGAGGGGGAGAGGUCCUGUUAAAAGCCGGUUUCAAGGGUUUGCAGUUUCUCUUGUUGAAGAUGAUAGUCCGGAUUCAACGGCCCCCAUAGCUGUGGAUGUUAAUGACAACCACCAAGCCAGUAUUGAACCUUCCGAGGAAGGCCUUUUCGUAUCACAAAGUAUGCCGGAUUCUGAACCGCAAGAUACCACCCCUGCAAAUCAACCAUCACAGCAAUCGUGGAGGAAGCGACCCGCCUCACCACUACCGGAACCUGGAGAUAUAUUAGAUAACUUGGCCCCGACAGCCGCACAGGUCAAACGUCGCCGAAUCGCCGCUGGUGAGGAUCCUUUCCCACGACGUCAGCCAUCGCCCAUUUCCGUAGAGAAGCCCAUCAUUACGGCCAAACAGCCGAAAAUCAAGAAGGAAAUUGACAUCCUUGAGGUGGCGCGCCAACACAGAGAAGAGGCUGAGAAACAGGCGAAACUAGAGCAAGAACAGUUUGAAAAAGCCCCAGAAGAUCUAGACCUGGCCGAGAUCCGACGUCUGCAUAUCGAGGAGCCGAUGCCGUUGCGAGAAGCACCACAGAUGCGCACGCGCGAGCAAGACAUCGCCGAUGGACGUUGGGACCCAGCAUGGAACGGGCGGAAGAACUUCAAGAAAUUCCGACAACGGGGCGCAUUGCAAGGACGAACAGUCGAGAAGAUCAUCGUUGCCCUUGAGGAGGUUAAGACCAAAGGCUUUGGUAUCGGUGACGAUUACUGGCUCGAGGAUAGCACUAGUCAGCAGCAACGGAGCAGACAGCACGAUCGUUCUCUGUCGAACACUCAAUCACAUAGGCAAGCAACAACCAGUGUGACAGAAGAUUCUAGGACAGGAGAUAAAAAUAUCAAGAAUCUACGACCAGUGGAUAGUAGCGAUGACGACAGUGUUAGUAUGGGAGAUGGUAAAGAGAAUGAAGGCCACGGUGACAGUGAUGACGAUAUUGUUAUUACAUCGAGCUCGCGCCCGCGCAUAACAAGAGCGUCGGUAAACACGACGCAAUCUCAAGCACGAGGAGCCACACAAAGCUCUAUGGAUAAAGCGAACCCAUCCCGCAGGACAGGUAAGCGGCCAGCGGCCGAACCGCCGGCUAAGGAAAAACCCCCUAAACGAGCCAAGGGACGCGUGGUGAAGGCUAGUGAUGAUGAAAGUGACGAUGAUGAUCUUCGCUUCCGUUUCACUAGACGGAGAGCAUAG
This is a messenger RNA of Xylaria bambusicola, 2445 nucleotides long. RefSeq lists its product as uncharacterized. Bases 1 to 2445 code for a protein of 814 amino acids. Gene Ontology annotation, molecular function: damaged DNA binding; protein binding. The record is from RefSeq and is a predicted model, not a curated record. The transcript has 5 exons. Gene Ontology annotation, biological process: mitotic G2 DNA damage checkpoint signaling; double-strand break repair via homologous recombination. Gene Ontology annotation, cellular component: Mre11 complex. NCBI's taxonomy places the organism in Eukaryota, Fungi, Ascomycota, Sordariomycetes, Xylariales, Xylariaceae.